CUCCUCCUCCUAAGGGGCACAGCGCUCCCACUGACUGCGCGUUCAGGCAGCCGCCUUCUGAAGGCAUGGCUUUCCCUGCAGGAUUUGGAUGGGGGGCAGCCACGGCAGCCUAUCAAGUGGAAGGAGGCUGGGAUGCAGAUGGAAAAGGCCCUAGUGUCUGGGACACAUUCACCCAUCAGGGAGGAGAGAGAGUUUUCAAGAACCAGACUGGCGAUGUAGCUUGUGGCAGCUACACUCUGUGGGAGGAAGAUUUGAAAUGUAUCAAACAGCUUGGAUUGACUCAUUACCGCUUCUCUCUUUCCUGGUCACGUCUGUUACCUGAUGGGACGACAGGUUUCAUCAACCAGAAAGGAAUUGACUACUACAACAAGAUCAUUGAUGAUUUGUUAACUAAUGGGGUUACUCCCAUACUGACCCUCUACCACUUUGAUUUGCCUCAGGCCUUAGAAGACCAAGGAGGUUGGUUGUCAGAGGCAACCAUUGAAUCCUUUGACAAAUAUGCCCGGUUUUGCUUCAGUACGUUUGGGGAUAGAGUGAAGCAGUGGAUCACCAUAAACGAGCCUAAUAUUUAUGCCAUGCUGGGAUAUGAGCUUGGCAUAUUUCCUCCUGGUGUACCUCACUCAGGAACUGGAGGUUACCAGGCAGCUCAUAACAUGAUUAAAGCUCAUGCCAGAUCCUGGCACAGCUAUGAUUCCUUAUUCCGAAAAGAUCAGAAGGGUAUGGUGUCCCUAUCAAUUUUUGCUGGCUGGGCAGAACCAGCAGAUCCCAACUCAGUAUCUGACCAGGAAGCUGCUAAAAGAGCCCUCUCUUUCUGCUUGGAUUUCAUUGCUAAACCUAUAUUUAUUGAUGGUGAUUAUCCUGAAGUUGUCAAGUCCCAGGUUGCCUCCAUGAGUAAAAAGCAAGGCUAUCCAUCAUCAAGACUUCCAGAAUUUACAGAAGAAGAGAAGAGAAUGAUCAAAGGCACUGCUGAUUUCUUUGCUGUGCAAUAUUAUACGACUCGCUUAGUCAAAUACCAGGAGAACAAGAAAGGAGAAUUGGGUAUUUUGCAGGAUGCGGAGACUGAAAUUCUUACAGACCCAUCUUGGAUAAGUCUGGAUUGGGUCUAUGUGGUGCCAUGGGGAAUACGUAAACUACUGAAAUACAUUAAGGAUACUUAUAAUAACCCUGUAAUUUACAUCACUGAGAAUGGAUUUCCCCAGCUUGACCCUGUAUCUCUUGAUGACACUCAGCGCUGGGAGUAUUUCAGACAGACAUUUCAGGAACUGUUCAAAGCUAUCCAACUUGAUAAAGUCAAUCUUAAAGCAUAUUGUGUGUGGUCUCUUCUGGACAACUUUGAGUGGGACAGGGGGUACAGCAGCCGGUUUGGUCUCUUCCACGUUGAUUUUGAAGAUCCAGCUAGACCCCGAGUCCCUUACACAUCAGCCAAGGAAUACGCUAAGAUCAUCCAAAAGAAUGGCCUGGAGGGAGAUGCAUAAAAAUGAUGGCUGGGCAAUUUCACCUGGAGAAGAGGCCUCUGCUUUUGGAAAGAAAAUCUGCUUUGGUGAUCCCUCAGAUAAACUCAAGUUGCCUUUGUAAUCAACAGCUCCUACCAACAGAUGGUGAUUGUGAAGUCUGAAUAUGUAAUGCCUGCGGAUGUAUUUAAUGAUGGCCUUACUCUAUUUGCAUUUGGAUCAAUGAAGUUUUCAGGAAAAAUAGAAUAGAAAACCACUGAAAUUGAUUUUUAUAUUAAGAAAUCAGAUAGACUUGGAAACUUCAAUUUAAAUCCUUAGAAUUUUUCUAGAAAAAAGAACGCAAAAUUUAUCAAGACAGUAUACUCGUGAUUUGCAACUCUAACAGACCACUUAUUACAAGAAUACUUGUUUCUGAGCCCAUUUGUUCUGGUUACAUAAACUAUUGUUUGCUUAGUGGAUCCACUGUUGUGGUUCAUCAUUUUUCUACUAUUUAAUCUAGUAUAAAAAAUCAAAAUUAAAACUUAGUCACAUUAUAUAGUUAUGCGUUCUAUUCACCAAAGCGAUUAAUUGGUAAACCAUUUAAUAAAAUCGAUUUGUUGAUGUUGA
Molecule: messenger RNA, 2057 nt
Organism: Equus quagga
Lineage: Eukaryota; Metazoa; Chordata; Mammalia; Perissodactyla; Equidae
Product: cytosolic beta-glucosidase
Exons: 5
Coding region: 66-1475 (469 amino acids)
Biological process (GO): carbohydrate metabolic process
Molecular function (GO): hydrolase activity, hydrolyzing O-glycosyl compounds
Source: RefSeq, a predicted model, not a curated record